UCAUUGAAAAGCGCGCAAGCUUGAUAUAUGAAAGAGGGAAAUGGUUGUAUUAUUGCUUACAUUCUGAUCGUAUACUUCUCGAUUGUGGCAAGUCUUCGACAUUUUUUAAAUUCAAAAUAUCUUAGUAUCGGUUUGUAGUAGCUUGAUUACCUCGUCGUGUUAUUAGUCUAUGAUGGCGAAGAGAAAUAGAAAUUUGGUUUCGUGCAUCAUGGCAUCCCAAGUUUCUGGAAAAUGCAUCAGAACAAACAUGCUUCCCAAAGAUUUCAUAGAAGAUGUGGAUCGCCGUUUGAAUUUUAAAGAGAUACCUGUUAUUUUGGCGAAGCUUGAACGACAUAGCAGUCUCCAGAGGUUUAAUGUCACGAAAUGUAUGAGAUACAUAGAGGAACUUUCACACUUCUUCUCAGAGACAAUGAGUGUAUCAGAGAUGUUUUACAGCGAAAACGAACUUCCAGUUUACACGAAGGAGAGAGCUCGAAUUGGUCAAGUUUUAAAUUUAUUCGGUGGAGUGGAGAUUGUGGUGCAAAUCCUUUUUUAUCCUGUUACUUAUGGCUUCAAGCUUUGCAAGAUAAAACCAACAAGGCUGCAGCAAACAGAAUUGUACCUAGGGUGUCUUGAUUUCAUCCAUAACAUUUGUCUUGUGGUUGAUGGAGUUGCUAUUAAUUUGGCAAAGAGAAAUGAAUUGAUUAGUCAUUUGUUCACUCUCCUAGAACAAAAGAAAACCUUUUCCCGUGCAUUGGUGGUAUUAGAAGAUCUGUUUGGUUCCAGAAAAGAACUUAUCGAUUUAGACCGCAUUGUAAAUAUGAGAAAACUGAUAAACAUCUUAGAUCAGAAACAACUGGGGAACUUUUGUCGUGUUUUGUCAUUUACCUUAUCAGAUUUGGAAUCUGUAGAGGAGAGAAGUACUUUGCUAGCCCAAGAUGAAGUGGACAGAAGAGGAAUGUCACAGAAGGAUGUUGCUGAUAAUAAUCAAGCAACACUCAUAGGUUUAAAGGAAUUUCUCCCAAGGAUAGUUAGACUGGCAUGUCAGCCAAUGGUAGAGAGAUCAUCCCAUUUCCUGGACAUGGUUGAUUUCCAAACAUUCUUGCAAGAUGUCUUUAUGUCAGAGGGGCUUGAUUUAGAAUCUGAUGAGCAUGAAUCAUUAGGACAUAGGACUUUACGAUCUUCUUUUAGCCACAUACAGGGUCACAUACAUGAGGUGAUGCAUAAAGUGGAGGUUUUCUAUGUCCUUUGUUUGUUCCUGACUGGAAAACACAAGUUAAUUGUUCAGAAGAAGCUGUCAGAAAUGAGACUGAUUCCUGGAAUGAGCCAGUUGUUUGACAAAAUGUCAUGGCUCAAUGAAACAGAAAGAAUGAAUCAAGAUUUGAUGGACUUAGAGAUUGCAGAUCAUGAGUGUACACCGCAAACUGCGUUGAAGAUCCAGUUCCUGCGACUAGUUCACAGUUUCUGUGACAGGCACGAGAAUAAGCAUCUUCUUUUAACACCCAGAGAGGUGGAUGAACUUCAAGAGUUAUAUGUUCAAAAUGACCUGGAACUACCUGAGAGUUUGACAAACACCAACAGGAAAUUGUGUUGUACUGGAGAAAAAGGACUUCUUUCAAAAAUUCUAGAAACACUGAUCAGAUGUCCUCCUACUGCUCCACUUAGAUUUUGGCUGUCCAGAGCAAUUGAGGGAUUUCUCCGUGGCAGAGCAUCAGUUGGCGAUCAGCUGUUUCUCAUCAAGAGAGGUCUUCUUGAGCACCUUGUUGACCACAUCACAAGUGAGGAACUGAAACCAAAAGAGAUUCUUCAAAGUAGCUUUGAUCUCCUGGGGGAGUUAAUGAAGUUCAAUCAAUUUGCCUUCAUAAGAUUUGAUCAGGCUAUCAGCACAAAACAGUUUGAGAAGUUUGUUGGCAUCUUGACAUCAAAUGUUGUGGAUUCCAACAUGUUGAUUCGUUGUUUGGUCCUGUCACAAGAACACUUUCUGUCAAGUCCUUUUGCAGAUUUUUCAGCUGGAGCAUUUAAGCUUGGUUCACUUAUUAGCAACUGGGAGCAGAUGAUCUUCCUUCUCUACAAGCUCAUCAACUCCAUUACUGUUGGAACACUGACACAAGAAAAUGUCAGCUGCCUUAAUACGACCCUUGUUUUCUUGAUGUUUGCACACAGACAUGGAAAACUUCCAGCUUAUCUAAUGGCCUUUGUUAGAGAAGAGAACAUUCAGAAGAACCCUGGAUUUAUUCUGACAAACUUAAGACUCCUUUUGGAAUUCUGGAAGACUCACUACUUGAAAAGAGGAAAGGAUUGUUCAGCUCUUGAACAGAGUUCCUGUAUCAGCUUUGAUCACUGGAAACAAGUUGUUGAUGUCCUCUUGUCAGACUCUAAUUACAGCACAUCAGUCCUCCAUUACCUACCAUCUUCUUGCUCGAGGGAAUCUUAACAGACAGCUGUCAAUCAGAAUGAAACAAAUCUGGGAAAUACACCAAAUGAAGCCUUUCAGCUAUAAAAUAGGCCAUCAAGCAGGUCUUGAUUGUUCAAAGCAGAGUGGAUUUUCUCUACUUGGCAAGAAUUGUAAUUUUUAUUCCCCUAGCAGUUAAUAACUGAUCAGAUUGUGAUGGUGAAGGUCUUUCAAAAAGAGAUUUAUAUUGUGAUAUACAUUGCAUUAAUAAUAAUAUAAUGUUAGGUUGGUUCCAAAAAAAGAAAAAUAGGGACAUCUUGUAUUUUCUUUGUGUAAGUAGAUUAUUGUGUAAGAUGGAGGAUUUGUGUACAUGGCUCAAUAAUGCUUGAAAAAAGAAAAGUGUGCUAAUACACUUUAGAAAUUUUGGUAAUGCCUACCAUUUUUUUUGUUUUUGUUGUUGAAGAAAUGUGUCAUUUGAACACACAAGUGACAUGUGGAAAAAUAUUUUGUGGGUGGUGGUUGGGAAAACACUCGUUGUAAGGUCAGUUGUAAAGUUUUCAACUGUUGUUAUAAUGGAGAAUGAAUAUCUAAUGGUUUUGUUUUUAUCUUAGAAUGGUAUAUCAAUCGUUUACUGUAAAUUGCAAGCUGUAAUUAAAUGCUUUUAUGGAUAUUUUACGUUUCUAAAACAACUAAAAAAUAUGUAUGUUGGUUAAGAAAGUAUCAAAAUGUAGGUUAGCUUUCAUUACCAAUCUCUGAGCACAAAUAAAGGGUUUGAUUGUCUUAUCAUCAGUUUAUGAUGUUUAUGAAGGUAGCUAGAGGUAGCAUUUAUAAUACUGUAUUUAUUGCUACAUUAUGACAAUGUAUUAUAAACAAUCUUAGUCUUGUAAAAUAUUAAAUUAUUUUUAUGAAUUAUUUUUUUGUAAGACUUGUACAUUCUGCUAGAAAUUUUAAUAAAUG
Messenger RNA from Stylophora pistillata, 3328 nucleotides. Its product is annotated as short transient receptor potential channel 4-associated protein. Lineage: Eukaryota; Metazoa; Cnidaria; Anthozoa; Scleractinia; Pocilloporidae. Gene Ontology annotation, molecular function: phosphatase binding. Gene Ontology annotation, cellular component: Cul4A-RING E3 ubiquitin ligase complex. Gene Ontology annotation, biological process: ubiquitin-dependent protein catabolic process. The record is from RefSeq and is a predicted model, not a curated record.